Molecule: messenger RNA, 3921 nt
Organism: Branchiostoma belcheri (Belcher's lancelet)
Lineage: Eukaryota; Metazoa; Chordata; Leptocardii; Amphioxiformes; Branchiostomatidae
Product: ubiquitin carboxyl-terminal hydrolase 8-like
Exons: 28
Coding region: 159-3764 (1201 amino acids)
Biological process (GO): protein K63-linked deubiquitination; endosome organization; protein K48-linked deubiquitination
Cellular component (GO): extrinsic component of endosome membrane; extrinsic component of plasma membrane; cytosol
Molecular function (GO): cysteine-type deubiquitinase activity; protein binding
Source: RefSeq, a predicted model, not a curated record
CAGCGCUGAAGAUGCUGACGUCAUGAAAUCAACAAGAUGGCUGCGCGAUAUGCGGAAGUAACAUAACCUAACUUUUAUUUACGAGUUUCCGUGUCGUUUGUUUCCAAACAGUUUGGUGACUACAUUGCCGUGGUGUACAACACUUUCUGAUCUGCACCAUGCCGGCUGUGAGUAAGAAGAACCUGUACCUGUCCACGUCUGUCGGCGGGCUCAACAAGCUGGCAGAGGUCAAGUUUGAACGGGGAAUCAGCUUGAAAAGUUACUGUAACUCUGCCAACAAACUUUACAAGGCAGCCCUGGAGCACAGUCUGCUGGGGGAUGAGGAGAAGGCCUACGUUCUCUACAUGAAGUACUUCAACCUGUACGGACAUAUCAGGAAGUCACGGGACUUCAAAAAGGAAGAGUCCUAUUAUGCCAAGUUGAUGGGGUCCUCCAAUGCUAAGAAGGCAAUAGAAGAAGCUGAAAAACUGUCCAAGAGCCUGAAUGACAGGUAUGACCUGAAAGCAGAUGCAGAGAAGGCCCAGAAAGUUGCAGAAGAAUUAGAAGUGCUGAGAGACAGUUCUGGCAAGGAUGAUAAAGUCACCCUCUCUCCCAGUGAUGAUGUUGGUAGUUUCUACCCCUACGUACCUGUGGACAAACUGUCAUCAUCAGGGGUGUACAGUCUUCUAAAGGUAGGAGAGAAGACAACUCCUCUGUCACCUGAGAAGUCAGAUGAGCCAGAUGACAUCACUAAGGCUCUAAAGCAGAGUGUUUCAGUAAUAAAAGAUUGCAAGCCAGGGUUGAUCUCAGCAGACCAGCUGUACAACAUGAUACAGGAUAAAGACACGUCCUUCCUGCUCAUGGAUGUACGGCCAAAGGACCAGUAUGACUCUUCUCACUUCAAACAUGACAACAGCAUCAACAUUCCAGCAGACAUCAUCAAACCUGGCACCACAGUUAGCGUACUGGAAAAGAGUCUACCUGAGGAUACCAGGAGACAGUGGGACAGGCGGGGACAGGUGGACCACAUCAUCCUGGUAGACUGGGAGGGGACGACUGAACACCCUGCUGUUGGAUCUACUCUGCAGAGCCUGAAGGAUGCUAUGUUUAAGUGGGAUUCAGUGACCAUAAUAAAGAGUGAGCCCCUGGUACUGGAGGGAGGGUUUGACAACUGGCUGUUCACCUACCCCAUGUACACCACUAACCCCAGCUUCCAACGUCCUCCAGCAUACAGGCAACAAGAACAACAGGACAUCAUGUCAUUGAACUUUGAGUACCCAACACUUGAUGAUGAGGUUGAAGAAGAGCCAGAAAAGCUGGAACAGAAGAAAGAUGAGAGGUCUUCUCCGGAUGGUCAGGUUCAGCCUGUUCCUGUCUCAACAGCCAAUCAGAGCGGUCCUACUGUAGGGCUGGUCAGUGCCACAGCCUCACAGGAGACUAAGGACAUUUUGAAGCCAUCUCCACCAAUGGUCAACAGAGCGACUAAACCAGUAGUAAAAGUCCCCCCCUCCUCACCAACCCCACAGACACCCCCGUCCAUGGUGAAUGGAACAGCUGCUGCUGAAGACUCAGUUGUCCAGGCCAACAAACCUUCACAGCCUGGAACAACUCAGACAUCCUUUCCACAAGUAGACAGAAGUACUAAGCCGAAGAUACCUUUGGACAAAACAUCCGAGUCAGAUAAAACAUCAGGGCCUUCAGAAGCUGAGCUCAGGAUCUCAGAGUUAGCCAAGAUGGGCCUGGAGAAACUGGAAGCAGAGAAGAGGAAAAUAGAAGAGGAGAAGCAGAGAAUUGAGGAGGAGAAGAGAAAACUGGAAGCAGAAAGACUGCAGCACAUCAGAGAUAUGCAGGAAAAGGAAGAAGAGAAGAAGCUGGAACUAGAGAAAAUAGAAGAAGAAAAGAGAGUGAGAGACAGACAGCUGGAGAAGCUGAGAAGACAGAAACAGGAGAAGAUCAAACAAGAGAAAGAGGCACAGGAGAAAAGAGAGGAAGAACUGGAGAAGAAACGGCAAGAACAAGAGAGGGCUAGACAGCUGGAAGAAGAAGAAAAGAAAGCACAGGAGCUGGAAAAGAACAAGAAAAGAGAAGCAGAAAUGAAGGCACAGAAGGAAAAAGAAGAAGCAGAGAGAGCAGAAAAGUUGCAGAGAGAGCAGGAAAAACUGAACAGAGAGAAAGCUGAGAAGGCAAGGCAGGAGGAGCUGGCCAGGGCUGAGAGAGAGAAACAAGAGAGACUGAGACAGGAGGCAGCGAGGAGAGAGCAGGAGGAACAGGAGAGACAGGACAGGAUACAGAAACAGCAGGAGAGGGACAGGGAGUUCGCUAGACUGGAGUCUGACAAGUCCCCGGCAGGACCAAAGACCCCCGUGACUAGCCCUGGCUUGCCUGCUGGUUGGGAGAAGGUGUUAGACCAGCAGACAGGCAGGUAUUACUACAAGGACCACAACACAGCCUCCACACACUGGAACUUACCUCAGUCCAUUCUAAACAGGAGUCCUGGGGCUGUGAGUGGGACAUAUACUGCUCCUCUUCAAGAUGAACCACAAGGAGGAAAAGGCAAGCUGCGCAGGUCCCACUCCUCACCUAACAUCGCCCAGAUGGUGGCAGAGGAGUUAGAGACAAAGAGGGUUCCUAAAGUGGACAGGAGAGGCAAACCUGAGAUUGUCCGCGCCCCGAAGGUCAAACCAGAGUCAGCCGAGGUGCAGGCAGCUCGACUCAGGAACAUGCAGCCUGUGUUUGGAGGACAGGGUCGGGGAAUGACAGGAUUGAGGAACUUGGGAAACACCUGUUACAUGAACUCCAUCAUACAGAGUCUGUGUGCUGCUACCCUACUGUCUGAGUACUUCCUCAGGGAAACUUACAAGUUUGACAUCAACAGGGAGAACAAACUGGGCUGUAACGGUGAGAUCGCUGAGGAGUUUGCUGCAGUCAUCAAAGCACUGUGGUCAGGACAGUAUAGGUCCAUAGCACCCAGGGACUUCAAGUGCUCUGUCGGCAAGUACAACUCCCAGUUUGCCAACUUUAACCAGCAGGACUCACAAGAGUUCUUGUUGUUCCUGAUGGACGGACUACAUGAAGACAUGAACAGGGUGAAGAAGCGUGAGUACAUACAGGAGGAGGACCAGCCCCAGCUGCCUGACGUCACGCUGGCUGAGAGAGCCUGGCAGAACCACAAAAGACUCAACCAGUCCAUCAUUGUAGAGCUGUUCCAGGGCCAGUUCAAGUCGACUUUACAGUGCCUGCGGUGCAACAACACGUCCACCACGUUUGAGGCCUUCAUGUACCUGUCCCUGCCCAUACCAUCAUCAGGGAGGUGUAAACUACAGGAUUGUGUUCAGACGUUCACCAAGUCUGAGAAGGUGUCAGGGAGUGACAAGUGGUACUGUUCCCGCUGUAAGACUCACAGGGAGGCUGUGAAGAAGAUAGAGAUCUGGAAACUCCCACCGUUCUUGCUCAUACACCUGAAGAGGUUUAAGUAUGAGGGAGUGUGGAGACAGAAGUUAAACACCAAUGUGGACUUCCCUCUCAGCAGUUUUGACAUGAGGCCCUUUAUUGUAGGACCCAAACCACAGCCACACUACAAACUGUUCGCUGUGUCGAACCACUAUGGCACCAUGGAGGGAGGACACUACACAGCCUUCUGCAGGAACACCAGUAACAGGAAAUGGUACAAGUUUGACGACCAUGAAGUCAACGAGUUAUCCACCUCAAGUGUCCAGUCUUCUGCUGCCUACAUCCUGUUCUACAGUGCAAUGGAGCUCCAGCCCCCCAACCAGACAUCCUUCUGAACAUACAUUCUUACAGGCACCCAAAGUGAUUCCAGGGCCGUAAAAAUGGACUUGUAAAGUCAAUUUCCUGGUAAUUUGUAAGUGUAAAAAAACCCUAUUACAUAGCAUACUGAUAUCUGUAAGGCAGAAAUGCAAUGUCUUUGAUGGAAAACGGUUA